AUGGACAAGGAAAUCAAAAAGGCUCUUUGUGAUCGUAUUUAUGAUAAACGCAAGCUAGCUGCGCUUGAUUUGGAGCAGUUAGUACGUGAUUGUUUAGCGGCUGGAGACCGGGAUCGAAUCCAAGCUAUCAUCACUGAGCUUGUGCGGGACUUUGCCUAUGCAGUCCACCACCCUAAUUAUCGCAAUGGUGGACUGAUUGGUCUUGCAGCUGUAUCAAUCGCUUUGGGAAGCUCAGAACUGGCUGUCUAUUUAGACGAUAUCAUCCAGCCCAUUCUAUCGUGUUUUGGGGAUGCCGACGCCCGUGUACGCUAUUUUGCUUGCGAAAGUUUAUACAAUGUUGCCAAGGUUGCCAAAGGAGAGAUUCUGCAGUACUUUAACGAGGUUUUUGAUGUGCUCUGCCGUCUGGUUGCCGACAGUGAGGAGUCGGUUCGAAAUGGCGCUGAUUUGGUGGAUCGCCUGAUUAAAGACAUCGUUGCAGAAAAAGCUGCAACAUACAAGUUUUCCGUCAAUCGCAGUGCUGCAGUGCCACCUGCUGUUUCGUCCAGUAUAGAUGGGCUGAGCCCAGCGAUUCAGGUAGCGCCCAACCAGAACACCGACUCGUUUUCGUUGGCAAACUUUAUUCCCGUGUUGAUUGAAAGAAUUUAUGUCAUAAAUCCUUCGACAAGAAUGUUUCUUGUGCAAUGGAUUGUUCUUCUUGACUCAAUUCCAGAUUUGGAGCUUAUUAUCUACUUGCCUGAAUUCUUGCGUGGGUUGCUCACUUUUUUGAACGACUCGAACAAAGAUGUACGGGUCGCCACCAAAAAUCUACUUGAAACUCUAUUGCGGGACAUUCGCAGUAUCGCCAAGCUGCACAUGUCGUUGAAAUCUUCGGAAGACGCGGUUACUCCUUUGGCUACCCCCGAAAAGCCAACCAGUACUGCUUCCAGCCUUUAUCAAGUUGGCCAAGACACAGCGAUUGACUAUGAUCGAAUUGUGAAUAUUUUGCUGGAUAAUCUCCACGGAGGCAACUCCGAAAUACAGACCACGAUUCUCGAGUGGCUCCGAGCCUUUUAUGAGGUUGCUCCAACCGAGUUGGCCAAGAACUUCGGCCGGUUAGUUUCCGUGUUGUUGCCCACGUUAUGUGAAUCAAGCACUACAAUAUGCGAUCAGGCUCAAAAUCUCAACUCUGAGCUGUUGGAAGCGGUAAAGGCCAACAACAUGACGAUUGAGUAUUCUUCGGCGGUGAACGCAUUGACGUUACAGUUUUUGCACGAGUCUGAAGUGACGAGAGUUGCUGCAGUCAAUUGGUUGGUGACGCUACAAAAGGUUGGUAAAAUUGAGCUUUCAGACUCGGUACUCUCUACCUUGCUGCGACUGCUUUCCGAUACCAGCGAUGUAGUUGUUACCAAAGAUCUUGAGCUGCUGGCCCAGAUCCUUCACAAUAGUACCGAGGAAACUUUCAGAGGAUUCAUCCGUAAGUUGCUGGUAUAUCUGGAUAGUCACCGGCAACUUGAAGCGGCACGGGGCAAACUCAUUACGUCGCGCCUAUGCCAGGUUUUGGCUCCAGAAAGACUGUAUCGGUAUAUGGCCGAAAUCUUGUUGGAAUACAACGAUGUUCAUUUUGUGUGCAGCAUUGUGCAAAACAUCAAUAAUAAUCUCAUGAUUGCCCCCGAACUCUCUGGUCUCCGCGAGACCCUCCGCCGCUUAGACACGCCAGAGGGAGCAUCGCUGUUCGUGAUCCUGUUCCGGACAUGGAGCCGCAACUCGGUGGCAGCUAUUUCUCUCUGUCUCUUGGCGCAGGCAUACGAGUACGCAUUCGAAAUUCUUCAAGUCGUGGCCAAGAGCGACAUUUCAGUGGCUACAUUGGUGCAAAUUGAUCGCCUUGUGCAGCUCAUCGAGAGCCCUGUGUUUGCUCGCCUAAGAAUACAGCUCCUCGAUCCAGCAGCUUUCCCUUAUCUCUACAAAUGUCUCUAUGGUCUGUUAAUGAUUCUACCGCAAUCGUCGGCCUUCAAAUCGCUGCAAACGCGCCUGUCAAGUGUCGCACCCAUUGGAGGCCUGCCCUUACCCGAGACGCGUGACAAAAUUCCGACCCCGGCCCCAGUGGUCACGAGCGAGUGGAGCGAGCUGUUAAGACUCUACAAUGAGAUGCAUUUAAAUUCGCUUGACCAGGCCAGGCUGCUUUCGCUGCUCCUCUUCGAAUUCGUAGCCUUCAAUAGCUCGUUGCGUAGCUUGGACCGCGCUCUUUCGUCGCUUGCCGUAUUGGUUAGUUAG
Wickerhamiella sorbophila is the source of this 2250-nucleotide messenger RNA. RefSeq names its product Vacuole morphology and inheritance protein 14. The transcript is spliced from 3 exons. Gene Ontology annotation, biological process: phosphatidylinositol biosynthetic process; positive regulation of kinase activity. Gene Ontology annotation, cellular component: PAS complex; endosome membrane; fungal-type vacuole membrane. The record is from RefSeq and is a predicted model, not a curated record. NCBI's taxonomy places the organism in Eukaryota, Fungi, Ascomycota, Dipodascomycetes, Dipodascales, Trichomonascaceae. Bases 1 to 2250 code for a protein of 749 amino acids.